GCUAAAGGUGGGUCAAAUUUCAAAGUGUAGAAACAAUGGGUUCACUAGAGAAAAAUGUGGACUUACAAUAGGUACACUAAAAAGAGUGUAGUUUCACAUUAAAUUACAACAUACAGUAACUAAUUAUAAGGCGCAGUAGAUGAAGUUGAAAACUUUAAAAAUUGUAAAAUUGAUUAAUCAAGGUAAUCAUAAUAAGGUCAAUAAUGAAUUUCCGAAAAUGAUAAUAACAAUAUACAGUGGCCAGAAAGUUUUCAUACAUGGAUUGGUUAAAAAAUUAAAAAAAUCAAUAAAACCCUAAAGAACUA
Molecule: messenger RNA, 305 nt
Organism: Nezara viridula (southern green stink bug)
Lineage: Eukaryota; Metazoa; Arthropoda; Insecta; Hemiptera; Pentatomidae
Source: the annotation of a GenBank genome assembly